CCUGCCCCCCACCUCUGCUCACAGAGCCUUGGCUGGCCCUCUGGGGACCUCAGCUUCUGAGACCCCAGACCAGCUCCUCUCAAAAACCCAGGGGCUCCCGUGUCCUGCUCUGAGCUCCCUCUGGAACCCAGGGGCCUACCACCCCCCUUUGCUCCCUAUCAGGAAUCCAGGCACCUGGGUCCCCAGGCCUGCUCCCAUGAAGGCCUCAGACCUUCAGACCAUCUUCCUCGUGGCCUCUCCUGGAGCCCAGCGUCCAGGGCACUGGACAUUGUCCUCAGGAAGCCAGGUGUCUGGCCCUACCAGUGCCUGCCUCCACCCUCCCUUUCCUGCCCACACCCUUGGGCGGGCAUUUCUCAGACUUCUUCCUCCCAGGGCUUAGCUCUCCAUGGCCUCCUCAGCCUGGCCGGGCUUGCCCCAGGGUCUCCGGGGGGAGCAGAAGGCCCUGGCCCAGGCUCUACGGGCACUAGAGCACCUGGAAUCUAUCCUGUGCCGAGCCCCCCCCCUGGAUUCCAGCCCCCCCUCCUUGCCUCACCUGCUUCCGCAGAUGGCCUGGCUGCUGCAGCAGGUGACAGAAGCCAGGAGGCAGGCUGCAGGAGGGCUCCAGGAGCCCGGGGGGCCCGCUGAUUUCCUAGCUGGCUUCCUGACCAACCUGGGCCAGAAGGUGCAGCAGGUAGCCAUCCUCUUCCCUGCAAGGGACAAGGCCUUCUGGGAGGGCCCUAGCCACAGGAGGCAGCUGACCAAGCUGGCCCUGAUCUUCAGUCACAUGCUCACAGAGCUCAGAGCCCUCUUCCCUGAUGGUUGCUACUGCGGACACACGUACCAGCUUAGCAUACCCCAGGCUCGGGAAUUUUGGAGACAGAAGUGUGGAAAGAGGUGUGUGGUUCCAUGGGAAGAAUUUGAGAAACUUCUGAGCUCCUGCCACCCUGUGAAGCCUGGUCCUAUGGCCCAGGCCCUGAAAUCCACCAUAGAUUUAACCAUCAGCGGCCACGUGUCCAUCUUUGAGUUUGACGUCUUCACCCGCCUUUUCCAGCCCUGGUCCUCUCUCCUCAAGAACUGGACUCUGCUGGCUGUCACUCACCCCGGCUACAUGGCCUUCAUCACCUACGCAGAGGUGAAGGCCCGCCUGCAGACCCACCUGGACAAGCCUGGCAGCUACAUCUUUCGCCCGAGCUGCACCCGCCUAGGUCAGUGGGCCAUUGGCUACGUGAGCGAAGACGGCCAGGUCCUGCAGAUGAUUCCCCUGAACAAGCCGCUUUGCCAGGCCCUGAGAGAAGGCCAGAAGAAAGGCUUUUGCCUCUAUCCAGAUGGGAGGAAUGUGAAUCCAGACCUGUCUGAGCUGGCAGAAGUAAAGGACCACAGACACAUUGAGGUCUCACAGGAACAAUUCCAGCUGUACUGCACCAUGAACUCCACCUUUGAACUGUGCAAGAUCUGCACUGAGCGGGACAAGGACACAAGGCUGACGCCCUGUGGCCACCUCAUGUGCUACCCCUGUCUGGAUGGCUGGCAGAAAUCCCCAGACCACACCUGCCCCUUCUGCCGAUGUGUGAUUCAGGGAUGGGAGUCUGUGACCAUCCAGCCUUUCCCUGGGGAUUCACAAGACCAGGAAGACAUGGAGACCUCAGUUAAGGUGUGUUCCAGGAAUCCCCCUCUUGAGGCUCCCCCCCUGCCCCCAAGGCCUAACCUGCCCCCUAGAGGAUAUGAGGACAGUGAACUGACCCCAGGCUCCUCUUCACCUUUCUUGCACCUGCCAAGACUCCGGCCCCUACAUUUGCCUUUCCUCGGAUUGGUUUCCUUGCCUCUCUUCCCCGGGACCUGGUUUCAGAAUAGGGGCAGCCGGGUCCCAACUAGAGCCCAGGACCCAGAAAACUCAGAGCCCAGGGAGCCUCAUCCAGGAAAUGAGAGGCUUGGACCAGAAUGAUCUCUGAGGUCCCCACCCCCUCUAAAAAUCAAUGAGUCUGUAAGGCCAGGAACCAGGCAGAAAUCCGAGACCAGGCAGGAUUUGGAGCUCAGAACCCAGCAUCAGAGAGGAAAAAAAUCUCCUAGUCCAGUCAGUACACAGUGACUAAAGAAAUUCCAAAGCCCCAAACCUAGCCAGAGUGAGUCCCGACCUAAGUCAGAGACCAGAACCCAGAAACAACUCAGAGCCCAGCCAGAAACUAGAACCUAGAUAAAAUCCACAGCCCAGGCAGAAUAUGGGGACUAGAGCCCAGGCCCGGAGACCAGGCAGAACUGAAAACCUGCAAGACCCAGAACAUGGAGGCCAGGCAGAAUUCAGAGAGAACUCAAAGC
This is a messenger RNA of Phascolarctos cinereus (koala), 2292 nucleotides long. RefSeq names its product Cbl proto-oncogene C (gene CBLC). Gene Ontology annotation, cellular component: plasma membrane; membrane raft. Gene Ontology annotation, biological process: negative regulation of epidermal growth factor-activated receptor activity; cell surface receptor signaling pathway. Gene Ontology annotation, molecular function: ubiquitin protein ligase activity; receptor tyrosine kinase binding; calcium ion binding. The record is from RefSeq and is a predicted model, not a curated record. NCBI's taxonomy places the organism in Eukaryota, Metazoa, Chordata, Mammalia, Diprotodontia, Phascolarctidae.